Molecule: messenger RNA, 1314 nt
Organism: Chenopodium quinoa (quinoa)
Lineage: Eukaryota; Viridiplantae; Streptophyta; Magnoliopsida; Caryophyllales; Amaranthaceae
Product: protein FAR1-RELATED SEQUENCE 5-like
Exons: 2
Coding region: 1-1314 (437 amino acids)
Biological process (GO): regulation of DNA-templated transcription
Molecular function (GO): zinc ion binding
Source: RefSeq, a predicted model, not a curated record
AUGAUAUUUGCUCCAAUUACCGGAAGAAAUCAUCAUCGACAAUGCAUUACAUUUGGUGCUGCAUUUUUGUGUGAUGAGAAAACUGAAUCCUUUACUUGGUUGUUUGAGAAGUUCUUAGAAGCAAUGGGUGGUCAUAAACCUAGAUGCAUAAUCACCGAUCAAGAUCCAGCAAUGAAAGCUGCAAUAAAAAAUAUAUUUGAUACCUCUUCUCAUCGAUUUUGCAUGUGGCAUAUUUUAAAAAAAGUUUCUGAGAAGGUAGGUGGAAGUCUUAAUAGUAACGAGGAUUUUCAAGAUAAAUUUAAAUCAUGUGUGUGGCAAUCAGAGACUCCAGAGGAAUUUGAGCAUAGUUGGACACAAGUUGUUAAUGAGUUUGAGCUCACAAAAAACGAGUGGUUCUCUUCUAUGUACGAGAUACGACACUCAUGGAUACCUGCAUACUUCAAAGACUUGUUCUUGGCUGGUUUAUUUAGAACAACUUCUAUUUCUGAAAGUGAAAAUUCAGUAUUUGGUAGUCUUACAGAUAAGUGGCUCAAUUUGGUUGAAUUUUGGGUUCGAUAUGAAAGUAUUAUCGACAGGCAAAGGCAUAACAAAAAAAAAUCUGAUCAUGACACAUCACAUUCACUUCCUAUAUUGAAGACAAAUCAUAGUAUAGAAAAGCAUGCAAGAGAUAUUUAUACUCAUGCAAAUUUUUAUGUCUUUCAAAAGGAAUUUUGGUGUUCUUGUAUGUAUUGUGGAGUUAAGGAGACCAAAGAGGAAAAUGGAAAUAUAAUAUUUGAAGUUCAUGACAAUGGCAUUCCAUGUCGUCAUAUUCUUUGUGUUUUCAAGGGCAGAGGAAUUGAUGCAAUACCAUCAUAUUAUAUUGUUCACAGAUGGACUAAAAGUGCAACUUGCUCACUUAUAUUUGAUAUGGAUACUGUUGUAGAUGAAGGUUGUUCUCAAAUUCAACUUGCUAAUAUAGAAAUAUCUGAGUUAUGGAAAGAUUUUCAUGGUUGUGCAGAAUUGGUCGGUUAUGAUAUUGAUAAAAUUCGUGUUUUAAGGAAUGGGAUCAUAGAUUUAAAAAAAUCUUUGCUCGAGAGUACCAAUGUUUGUGUAGAUAACAAGACAAAUGAUUUGGAAGCAUAUGUGGAGUCUACCAUUCCAGUGAAAAUUGAUAUUCAUCCACCAAAGCAUUCAAUAACUAAAGGAAGUGGCAAGAGAAUUCCAAGUGGGAAAGAGAAGGCUAUUGAAGAUAAGCAAAAGCGACAGAGACUCUGUAAAUCAUGUGGAAAAUAUGCACAACAUGAUAGUCGCAAUUGCCCUAUGAAAGAGGCUUGA